AAAGUGAAGUUGUUGAGAAAUGAAGAGCGAGAGGGACUGAUUCGAACACGUACAAUUGGUGCACAGCACGCGCGAGGUGAUGUGGUCAUCUUUCUGGAUGCGCAUUGCGAAGUAAAUAUCAAUUGGUUACCUCCGUUAUUGGCUCCGAUCAAGCAUAAUCGGAAAGUAAUGACCGUGCCAGUAAUUGAUGGAAUCGAUAUGAAUACAUGGGAGUACAAACGUGUUUACGGUGCUGCCGAUGUGCAUUUCAGAGGUAUUUUUGAAUGGGGUCUUCUUUAUAAGGAAACAGAAAUAACGAAAGAGGAAGCACAACGUCGUAAAUACAACAGUGAACCAUUCAGAUCACCGACACAUGCUGGAGGUUUGUUCGCUAUUAGUAACAAAUGGUUCGAAGAGCUAGGUUAUUACGAUGCAGGUCUGCAAAUUUGGGGUGGUGAACAAUAUGAACUCUCUUUUAAGAGGCAUAUUUGA
This is a messenger RNA of Anisakis simplex (herring worm), 471 nucleotides long. The record is from the annotation of a GenBank genome assembly. Lineage: Eukaryota; Metazoa; Nematoda; Chromadorea; Rhabditida; Anisakidae.